Sturnus vulgaris (Common starling) is the source of this 5303-nucleotide messenger RNA. It is a transcript of the gene ITPKA, whose product is annotated as inositol-trisphosphate 3-kinase A. Gene Ontology annotation, molecular function: inositol hexakisphosphate kinase activity. The record is from RefSeq and is a predicted model, not a curated record. Gene Ontology annotation, cellular component: cytoplasm; nucleus. NCBI's taxonomy places the organism in Eukaryota, Metazoa, Chordata, Aves, Passeriformes, Sturnidae. Gene Ontology annotation, biological process: inositol phosphate biosynthetic process; phosphatidylinositol phosphate biosynthetic process.
AUGCACGCCUCCGGCCGCCGGUCCUGGAGCGCUGCUCGGCAGGCGCCCGGCGCCGACCCCGCCAUGGAGCCCCGCGCGGGGCUGCACAGCAGCCCGGAGCUCAGCCGGGCCAAGCGGCUCACCGUGGGGGAGCUCUGCUCCCUCUUCGAAGCUCGCUGCGCCGCCGUCGCCGCCGCCGCCGCCCGUCAGCUGCCCGACCGGCCGAAGAGGGGCUGCCGACCCCCGAACGGGGUUCUGCCGCCCGUCAUCCCGCGGCUCACCGUCACCGCCGAGGAGAGCGAGGAGGCGCAGGGCAGCCCCCAGGCGCGGCCGGCGCGGCCGGAGGGCGGCGGGCUGAGGACGGGCAGCUCGCUGCACCUGCAGUCCCGCAGGCUGUCCAACUCCUCGGUCUCCUCCACCGGCUCCUCGUCCCUCCUGGAGGACUCGGAGGACGACGUGCUGAGCGACACGGAGUGUAGGAGCCAAGGCAUCGUGCACUUGGAGCACGGCGAGGACACCAGCCAGAAAAAGGCAUGGCAUACAAUUAAAACCAUGGUUAACUUACCAGUCAUCAGCCCCUUCAAGAAACGCUACUCGUGGGUGCAGCUGGCUGGGCAUACAGGGAGUUUCAAGGCAGCUGAUAGUGGGAAGAUUCUCAAACGCUUCUCAGAGAAUGAAAAGGAGUGUUUUGAGCGAUUGAUGAAAGACCCACUACGUUCCUGCGUCCCUUGCUUCCAUGGUGUGGUGGAGAGAGAUGGCGAGAGCUACAUCCAGCUGGAUGACUUGCUUACUGAUUUUGAAGGGCCAAGUGUGAUGGACUGCAAGAUGGGGAUCAGAACAUACCUGGAGGAAGAGUUGGCUAAGGCACGAGAGAAGCCAAAGCUGCGUAAGGACAUGUACAAGAAAAUGAUUGAAGUGGAUCCUCUCGCUCCCACGGCUGAAGAGAACGCCCAGCAUGCAGUCACCAAACCCCGCUACAUGCAGUGGAGAGAAACCAUCAGCUCUAGUGCCAACCUGGGCUUCAGGAUUGAAGGAAUUAAGAAGGCGGAUGGAACAUGUAACACAAACUUCAAAACUACAAAGACACAGGAGCAAGUUCUACAGGUUUUUGUGGAAUUCAUUGAGGGCAACACAACUAUUCUGAAAAAAUACCUCAAACGUCUGCAGGAAAUUAAUGUCAUUCUUGAAUCCUCAGACUUCUUCAAGCGACAUGAGGUCGUGGGAAGUUCACUACUUUUUGUACAUGAUGGCAGUGGGAAUGCCAAUGUGUGGCUGAUCGAUUUUGGAAAGACCACGCUUCUUCCUGAUGGGCAGACACUAGAUCACAGGAUCCCCUGGCAAGAGGGCAACAGGGAGGAUGGCUACUUGUUGGGAUUGGACAAUUUGAUUGGCAUCUUGGAAAGCAUCACUGAAAGAUGAGUUGAGAAAGGCACAAAACUUGCAGGGCUUCUCUGUAACUUUCUGCUUUACUGAAGUAGAAGGAAACUCAGUUAGAAGGAAACCUUUAACUCCAAACUCCUGAGGUUGUCAGUGCAGAGGGAGCUGCAUCCAGAAGCCAGCAGUCAGUGAUCAAAGUUACUUUGCAUCAGCCCUCUAUGAACCUAAAUGAAUCACUCCAGAUUGGUCUGUAUUGCACCAGAUGAACUUGAGACUGGUCCUCAGAGAAUGAAGAUCUCCAUACUCGGGAAUCACACCAGCAUGAGUCAAGAGGUCUGUGUGGUAAACCAGAAUGAUUAUGAUUUCUGGCAAAAUGGGACUCCAAAUUACUUCUUAGAGAACCAGGGUGAAUGCUUGGGAACUCAGGGCAGGAAAAAACAUUGUUCAGGGAAUAGUUGCAUAGUUUUGAAACCAGAUUGUUUUUUUUUUUUCCUCUCUAAUUCCAAGUCCUCUUGCUCCUGUGUACACUAUAAGUUGGACCAACAACUUCUGCUGCAUUAUGUUACAGUGUGAGCAAGGUGCAAAUGACUGAUAAUCAAGAGAAACUGGGAGGAAAGAGAGACAGCAGUUUGUAGUGGCCUGAUGUGGCUAACUGCUCUUGACCAUUUCUCCCCUUCCCUACCCUACCCUACCCUACCCUACCCUUGCCUCUAUCCAACAACAGCCUUGGUUUUUUUCUGUAGCCGCUCAGGAGAUUACAAAUACUCUAGGGAGAGAAUUGCUGCCUAUUGUCUCCAAAAACAUUUGACUUUCCAAUGGGUGGGCUGUUGGAUAUGUUACGAAGUUGGAGAGUUAGGCCUCUUGCAGCUGAACUGCAGCUCUGAAAAUCACUAAUGAUCUUUCACAAACUGGUCAGGGAACUAAGUUUGUUUUCCAAGGCUUGUUUAUUUUUGAAGAUAAAACCCCUAUACACAUGCACACACUAGUAGUCAGCAACCAGUGUGAUCUCUGAAGAUCAUGGUUUGACUGUCUCCUAAUGCAUAUGACUUCUUGGCCAUGUUCCUGUUCUAUAAUAUGACGCUGCCACUUACACGUAUAAAGUGGCACAGCAAUCAGAGAGGUCGUGUUUCUGCAUUCACAGCAUUGCAUAAUGAUAAUUCCCAGGCAUCCUUCCUCCAAGGUAUCAGCUGUUAACUCCAGGCCACUUUGGGUUAAGAAAUGUCAAUAUAUUAUAUCCUAUAGUCCCCACCUGGAAUCACAGAGUAAUCUGUGCUUCAUUCUUUUGCUUUGGUCCAGGCACAGCCACAGAAAAUUUGUUUUCUUGCAAUGGCUUCACAUACCUUCUCUGUUGGUUGCUUCUAGUCACUGGAACAGUUUUUUAUAUACUGGAGUUUAAAUACUAUCAUUAGUCAUAUGUUAACUCACAUUCCAGGUUUUAACAUCAGUAAUGUGGUGAUGCAGUUUUCACAAUGCAGGUAAGGGUUACGUUACCAGUUGAUGGUAAAAACCCUUUCAACAUCUAGAGGUAGUAUUGCACGUUGAUCAGAAAUUCCUGUCUUUUGCUGGUGUCCUGUGCUCAGGAAAGAGCCUGAGAACUUUGGAUAUAUGAAGGUGACUCCACUUUUGGGAAACUGCUGUUUCAAUAAUAGUUGAUAUCAUAAGCAAAAAAAACUCCUAUACAGUCCAGAUCUGGAAUAAAAUCUGUAAUAUUUGUAAUUAGAGUUGGACAGCCUAAAAUAAUUUCUAAAAAGAGUUACUUUGGGUAACACACUACUCUACUAAAAGAUUUAAUUACUUUAUCAACUCUAAACAAAACAGGAGUAUUGAAAAUUGAAGCUCAGUUGUGAUGUAAAAGGUGACACAGAGUAGGUAUUCUGUAGCAAGUAAUGACAUGUGGAAAUAUUUAAUCUUAAACCAGAAGUUGUCUGAAACUGGUAAUUAUUUUUUCAGUUCACAGCAAAUUCAGACAACUUCUGUGGCCUCCCAAAGUUUCUGUUUUAUAUUUAUGGUAGUAUGUUAAUGGAUUUUUCACUUAAAAGUUUCAGAGUGUUUGUAUUAGGUUUUUUUGAAGUGACAGUGAGCACAGAUUGUAUCAUUCCAGAUGCCUCCUAACUUUUGAACUGCUGUGAGAUGACAAAUUAAUCUGUAGUGAAUUCCAUACAGUUAAAAAAAAAAAAAGUAUUUCUCCUUUUCUACAGCCAACAGGUCAGCCACUGGAUAGCAGUGCCUAAGGAGAAUAGCAGUGCUUAAGGACAGUAGCAAGUAAAUAGGUCUCACAGGCAGGACUUUAAUGACAUUGCCUUUUUUAUGAGACUGCAAUUGCAAGCUGUCCUACCAUAAUUAAAAAGAAUUAUACAAGCUAGAAAUAAGAUUAGGACAUUAAUCUUCAGAGUUAAAUUUCUUUCUUCUGUUACACAUAUGUGAAUCUUUUACACCAAUGUAACCUGUUUUCUGGAGGGAAGAUCUAAACAGUAGAGGUUGGUACUCAAAUGUCAGUUGAGAGUUUAAGACAAACUUUUAAAAUGACUGUCCAGUUCUAAAGGAGCACUGGAACAAUGUGGUAUCAGUAGCUUCAAAGAAAACAACUCCUGGUAGCACCUGGCUGCUUUUACUGUACAUGGUCCUGGGAGAAAACACGGAGAAGGUUUGUUCCACUGCAGUAGCUGAAAAUGUCAGGGGAAAAGGAAAAUCUCUGCUAUAGCAGACACUGAUCUGGAAACUCAUUCCAGAUGAUGUGUAGUUCUAGGAAGUUAGUUUUGAAAUGGCUUUUUGUCUUGCUUAGAAAGAAAGAAAUCACAAUCAUCUGUUUCUGUUAUGGGAAAGGAGAGAAGGAGGCAGCUUUUCAUAGCAAACUGUGAGUGUAGGACUUGAGCUGAGCACUGGAGCUCUAAGGAGCUGAGAAGCAAACUGCCCCAGGGUAAGUUUUAGAUUCCUUGUUUCUCAUCAGGUGGCCCAGAGCACCUGUCUAUGGACAUGCACUUGCUAGUGUGAGGGAGCAGCAUGGCCUUCUUUCAAUGGGGUAAGUUGUGUUGAAUAAGCUUAUAUUUACCAGAGGGUCAACAUGGUGCAUGUGCACAGGCGUGUAACACAGGGGGAGCUGAUGCAUGGUAACCACAGAAUUUAUUCACAUGCAAGUCCAGAAUGUUGUUCAUUAAUGCAUCUGGUGAGAUAGUGCCUCUGGUGACACUGAGCACGUGUGAUUGCACAGCAGGGUCAGAAAUGCUGGCCUAGAGGCACUUUGGUGCUGAACAGAUGGCCUCUGAACUAGGUUCCAAGCUCUUUAAACUCACUAGUUAGAUGCAGCAGUGCUGUAGCUGCUGCAUUCCUGUGUUAAUCAAGAAGUAGGACUAGGACUACUCUCCCUCAUCUUCAUCAUUGAAUUGGUUUUUUUGGCCUUGGACUACUAUCCUAGGCAUUGUUUUGUUCCAAUCUUAUAGAUGGGGAUAGACCUACUUGCCUCCAUGGGAAUGGUGUGAGGCUGUCUUUCAUUAGUGCCUGCAAGCUGCUGUGAGAUUCUUUGGAGGAGGGUGCAAUAUAGAAUGAAAUGCACAGAGACAGAUCAGAUAAGUUUAAAAAUUAUGGGCAUUGAGACCCCACAGAGAUACAAAUUUGGUUGAAAUUUAAUAACCAAAGUGGGAAAACUUAAACCCCUCUAAAUUUUGUACAGGGAGGUAUUCACUUAAAGUCUGAUCCAGUUCCUGUUAAAGGAAAAGAUUUCAAUGGGAGUUGGACCAAACCCUUAUGUAUUUCAGAGGGCUUUUGCUACUUUUUUUUAUUGCUGUUGUUAUUAUUUGUUAUUCUUAAGGUACUGAGAUCAAAUGGCCUGUAUCAUCCACAUGCAUCCGUUCUGAACACUACAAUGCAAUGCUGACAUUGACUGUAUUGGAUGAGUGUUUGUUACUCUGAAGUGUGUAUGCUACUAAAUAAAUGAGACUGAAGGAAAAAAA